AUGAAGCGGGACUGUCCUGUGCAGAAAGGCGACAGUGGGAAUGAUGAUGGUUUUGCUGUGAGCGAGAAACGACUCGACGGUUGGCUGAUUGACAGUAAAGCUACACCGCAUAUGACUCCGCAUCGUUUCGACCUGUUCGACUACGAGAUCCUGAACGAUGGCAAUGAUGUAACGAUUGCCGAUAGCAAGAAGAUACGCGUUCAUGGAAAGGAACAGUGA
Peronospora matthiolae is the source of this 219-nucleotide messenger RNA. The record is from the annotation of a GenBank genome assembly. Lineage: Eukaryota; Oomycota; Peronosporomycetes; Peronosporales; Peronosporaceae.